This is a messenger RNA of Camellia sinensis, 1273 nucleotides long. NCBI's taxonomy places the organism in Eukaryota, Viridiplantae, Streptophyta, Magnoliopsida, Ericales, Theaceae. The record is from RefSeq and is a predicted model, not a curated record.
CAGAAGAGAUAGCUUCAUAACUCACAGAGCAUUCUGUGAUGCCCUGGCUGAGGAAAACAACAAAGCAAACGAAGGCCAUCAUGGCCAUAUCCCAGAUCUCAUCACCACCACCACCACCACCAACACUGCGCCACCGCCUAUGAACACCACCUCCAUCACAUUACCUGAAUUUACCCAACUUGACAUCAAAAUACCUAUAAAGCCAAUAAUACCUCCAAAACCUGUAAACCUAUCAGCAGCAAAUGGAAGCAUCUUCCCAAGUACUACUAACUCAAACACCCUCUUUGGCAGCCCAAGACCACCCAUCUCUCCUUCCUCCUCCACCCUCCAGCUCAGCAGCGCUGUCAACUCAUCGCUAUGCUCCUCAGCUGCGGCUGCCAUGUCAGCAACCGCCUUGUUGCAGAAGGCAGCUCAAAUGGGUGCAACUGCAAGUUCUAAUAUGAACUCACCGAUGAUGCAGAAGAGUUUUGUUACGAGCAUGGCGCCUUCAUCGUUCAAUGGAAUGCCACCAUACGAUCAUCAGAUUCAUCGUCAUAUCCAAACACAAAAUUAUCAUCAUCAUCAUGAGCAAUCACAAUCACUUCUGGCUGGUGUCAUUGGUGGAUCGUUUGCCACCCAAUUCAAUAUGGGAAGGUACAUAGGAGGACUGAAUAAUCAAAACCAUGGAUUUUUGGGAAACUUGGAAGAGAAUGAUAGCGGUCAUAAUGUUUUACAUGGUAGUACGCCUGAGAGUAGGACCGAAUUGUUUUCAAGUUUUAUGGGUAGCAAUGGACACGAUGAUAUGACAACAGUUGAUUAUUUAGGGAUUGGAGGAACAAGGCCGAGGAAUUUUCAUGGACAACAAAACCAUGGAGGAGUGGAGGAGUAUGAAGCAAUGAGUACACAGCAGAGAAUGCAAGGUUUGAGUCAAUUUCAACAGCAACAAAUGUCUAGUGGGCAAGUAACAUGUGAAAAAUCAAUGUGGAAUGUUUGAAAUUAUGAUUAUGUAUUUGUUUUUUUUUUUGGUGUAACUCAUGUAUUAUGGAAGAAGCAGCAAUAAUGUUUUGCUGGAAAUAAGACAAUUAGGGCACAACAAUGCUCUCAAAACUAUUUUUUUUAAUCAUAUUUUAUUUAUUAUCUUAUAUGUCAACAUUAUAUUGAUAAUUAACAAGCAUUAGUAAUGAGAUGUUGUAAAUCAAUACACUAUUGACAUAUAAAAUAAUAUAUAAAAUAUAAUAAGAAAAUGUGAUCGUGAUAAUGGUAUUGUUAGAGGGCGUUGGGCUUGUGAGAGCAA